Messenger RNA from Euleptes europaea (tarantolino), 2160 nucleotides. RefSeq names its product NADPH oxidase 5 (gene NOX5). The transcript has 14 exons. Gene Ontology annotation, cellular component: NADPH oxidase complex; plasma membrane. NCBI's taxonomy places the organism in Eukaryota, Metazoa, Chordata, Lepidosauria, Squamata, Sphaerodactylidae. Gene Ontology annotation, biological process: defense response; superoxide anion generation. The record is from RefSeq and is a predicted model, not a curated record. Gene Ontology annotation, molecular function: calcium ion binding; superoxide-generating NAD(P)H oxidase activity.
AUGGAUUUAGAUGACGACGCAAAAUGGCUGGAGUGGGUAGCCAGGCAGUUUGAGACCAUUGCUGGGGACGAUCAAGAGAUUGACUUGGAAGAAUUCAAAACGGCUCUCAAGGUGAAAGAGUCUUUUUUUGCUGAGCGGUUCUUUGCUUUGUUUGACUCCGAUGGAAGCGGCACGAUCAGUUUGGAUGAACUCCUGGAGGCCUUGAAAAUGCUGAUCCACGGGACUGAAACUGACAAGCUCCGGUUCCUCUUCCAGGUUUAUGACGUGGAUGGCAGUGGAUCCAUAGACUCUGAUGAACUGCGCACUGUCUUAAAAUCGUGCCUGAAAGAGAGCUCAAUAUCUUUGCCAGAAGAGAAGCUAGAUGACCUCACCACAGCCCUUUUUGAAUCAGCUGAUACUGACAACAGCGGAUCCAUUACCUUUGAAGAGCUCAGAGGGGAACUGGAACGUUUUCCAGAGGUCAUGGAGAACUUAACAAUAAGCGCUGCAAACUGGUUGAAGCCCCACCAAGCUCCAAGGAAGACUGGCCGGCCACGCUGCCUGAGCCAGGCCUACUGGCAGAACAACAGCAGCAAGCUGCUUUUCCUGGGUGGUUACGGGUGUGUGAACGUCCUCCUCUUCACCUUGGCGGCACUGAGGAACGCUGGCUCUGGCGUCUGGAUGAUGCUGGCCAAAGGUUGUGGGCAGUGCCUGAACUUAAACUGCAUGUUUGUAGUGGUGCUGAUGUUACGUCGAUGUCUAACGUGGCUCCGGGCGACUUGGGCUGCUGGGGUGCUGCCUCUGGACCAGAACGUCAUUCUGCACCAGCUGGUGGGCUACAUCGUGGUGGCGCUGGCCACCCUCCACACCGGGGCUCAUGUGGCCAACUUUGCGAGAAUGUCUCAGGCCAAGGACAGCUAUUGCCUUUGGGAAUACCUGUUCACGACCCGUCCUGGGAUUGGCUGGGUCUACGGUACCACCUCGCUCUCGGGUCUUCUCCUCCAGCUGCUCAUUGGCCUGAUGCUUGUCUGCUCCUGCCCCUUCAUCCGCAAGGGUGGCCACUUUGAGGUCUUCUACUGGACCCACCUUUCUUAUAUCUUCAUCUGGGCUUUGUUAAUUGUCCACGGCCCUAAUUUCUGGAAGUGGUUUGUCGUGCCUGGGUUUCUGUUCCUCUUGGAGAAGAUUGUCGGUGUUGCGUUGAUGCACAUCCGAGGGCUGCACAUAGUGGAAAUCAACCUCUUGCCUUCUAAGGUGACUCACUUAGUGAUUAAGAGACCUCCGUUUUUCCACUACAAACCAGGUGACUACAUCUACCUGAACAUCCCAGCCAUCGCCAAGUAUGAAUGGCAUCCGUUUACCAUCAGCAGUGCUCCAGAGCAACCAGGGACCAUCUGGCUGCAUAUAAGGUCCCUGGGACAGUGGACCAAUCGGUUGUACGAAACAUUCCUGUCAAGCUGCGGGUGUGGGCAGGGCAAGGCAAGGAUGAACCGUGAUAGAACAAUGUCAGCUUUGCCAAGAACAGAAAUCCUCCUUGUGCAAGCUUAGGGGGCAACGCUUUCUCUCCUUCUCUCUCCGAAGUGCUACAUUGACGGUCCUUACGGUACUCCCACGCGAAGAAUCUUCACUUCAGAACAUGCAGUGCUGAUUGGGGCAGGAAUUGGGAUCACCCCGUUUGCGUCCCUUUUGCAAAGCAUCAUGUACAGGCGGGGGCUUUGGCAAUGGCUUGGUGGGAGUUCCCAAAGGCCAGGCAAGGAGAACGUGUCGAGCUCUUCUCAUCUGCAGGUGGAUUUUAUCUGGAUCAAUCGGGAUCAGAAAUCCUUCGAGUGGUUUGUAAGCCUGUUGACGCAGCUGGAAAUGGAUCAGGCGGAGAGUGACCCUGGAGGCCGCUUCCUGGAGAUGCACUUGUUCAUGACCUCUGCGCUCUGCAAGAACGACGUGAAGGCCAUCGGCCUGCAGAUGGCACUAGAUCUGCUGGCCAAAAAGGAAAAGAGGGACUCCAUCACCGGCCUCAAGACCAGAACCCAGCCUGGGCGACCGGACUGGAACCAGAUCUUUCAGAAACUGGCUCAGGAGAGCAGAGGGAAAGUCCAUGUCUUCUUCUGCGGCUCUCCAGCUCUCGCCAAGGUCAUCAGAGCCCACUGUGAGCAGUUCAGCUUCCGAUUCUUCAAAGAGCACUUUUAA